AACAUUCAUGACAAAGACAUGAGACAUCAACAAAAUCAUUCUAUCAUGCAGUACAAUCCAUUUAAAGACAACAUUUUUGGGUUUGUUCUCCUGUCUGCAUGUUCAUCAAAAGAUGAGCAGAGAAGGAAAAGUAGGAGAAUCCGAUGUUUAAAACAAGUCGAUAGAAGACAAGUAGAUGUAUCAUUUUGCCUUGGUAACAAACCUGCGCCUAUUACAGCUAACUGCAAUUCAAAAUGCAAAUUAAGCUGGGAAAAGACAUGGGAAAGUGAAUGCUCAUCAUCCUGUGGCCUUGGAGAAAAGACACGAACAAUCAAAUGUAUUAAGAUGCCAAAGGGUCGAACCUCUGGAAUUAUUGUUGGCAAUGGUAACUGCUCACAUCUACAAAAACCACCACAAAGAGUUGUUUGUGAUGGACAAUGUCGCCAGAGAACUAAAUGGAUUUACUCUCGUUGGUCUGAGUGUUCACGAUCUUGUGGACAAGGUACACAGAGACGAAGUGCUUAUUGUAGUGAUGGCAACAGAUGCGAUACUUCAUCACGUGUUGUAGUGCAGACUUGUAAUGUUGGACCGUGUGCCAAUUGGGUUGUUUUAGAUUGGAGUUCGUGCUCUGUAUCCUGUGGUUCUGGAAUACAAAGUCGUAAUGUAGCAUGUAUGUACAGUGACAACCAGGAAACAUCUGGGAAUGAAUGUAACAUAAUUGAUAAGCCAGAUGAAGAGAAGUCGUGCCAUCAAUCGUGCAGAUCAAAAUGGAUCAGUGCUCCGUGGGGAGAGUGUUCCAAAACAUGUGGUGGUGGAAUCCAAGAACGUUUAGUAAGAUGCCAAGAUGAAGAUAGAACAUGUGAUGAGCAAACCAAGCCAUCAACUACUCAGAAAUGCAACAAUGAGCCAUGUGCAACCUGGAACUAUGGAGAAUGGGGAGAGUGUUCUCAUAGUUGUGAUGGAGGACAUAAAUCGCGGGCAAUCGCCUGUGUUGCAGAAGACGGAAGAACAAUUGACAUGAACAAGUGUGACCCCAGGCAAAUACCAGCAGACAAGAUGCUGUGUAACACACAUGCC
This is a messenger RNA of Anneissia japonica, 1056 nucleotides long. Its product is annotated as A disintegrin and metalloproteinase with thrombospondin motifs 9-like. The transcript is spliced from 7 exons. Gene Ontology annotation, cellular component: extracellular matrix. The annotation marks the transcript as partial. NCBI's taxonomy places the organism in Eukaryota, Metazoa, Echinodermata, Crinoidea, Comatulida, Comatulidae. Gene Ontology annotation, biological process: extracellular matrix organization. Gene Ontology annotation, molecular function: metalloendopeptidase activity. The record is from RefSeq and is a predicted model, not a curated record.